CGCAGGUCGACUGUUAGCACAUGAUCAGCCGGGCAUCUGGUCUAUUCCAAACUCAUCCCAUGAUGGUCCUCAGCUGGGUUCGUAUACGACGUCGCGAAGCAACAAGAUCUCUGGAUCAGGAAGCAGGGCGAACCAAGUCGAAGAAGCAACCAUCGAGCAAGGUCAAAGGAUCAAACCCCGCAUUGGAAAAUAUGCUGUGUAACAGUCACGAUACUCAGCUGGAGUCUGCCCUGUACAGUGCGUUCUAGUGGCUUGCUGCGCAGAUGCAUGGUGUAGGACAGUCGGUGUGUGCCUCCAAUUGGCCAAUCGCAACGCCCAACGGCACCACUUCUCUGCCUUUUGAAAAAGUGUCCAUGUUGUGGUCACUUCAGCUGAAAGGGAUGACAUCGCAGCUCAUCCUUUCCCAAUGCUGACAUGCCGUGAACCUUCUACAUCAAGAGCCAGAGCUGUGAGACACGACAGCCGCUUCCUGCAGUCACGGCUCGGUUGCAUAUAUGAGCCCUGCACGGUCACACUGGCAGCAAGGAGGAAGGGAGGGCUGGCUGAUGCUCAGCAACAAUGGCUGACCGCCACAAGGUUUUGAUAUCAACUCGCACGGGUAUAAAGAUGUGAUCGACCCAGGCCACAGGAGACGGAGGACAAGUUCUUCCACUUCAACUCAACCAUCUAUACAUUGUCUAAGAACUCCAUUGCAAUCCCAGACCCCAGAGACUAUAUUUAUUGUCCCUACAAUGGCUCCAGAAUCUCAUCGAUCACCAUACCUCCGUCACCGUCUAGGAGGAUGGCUGCCUGCAGACCACGAGCAUCUGAUCAAAUGGGCCAAGAAGAUCGUGAAAAAGGCCAGAGACAACCCACAGCCGUUGAACCCUACUCUUCAGCAAUUCCAUGAUUUCAUCGAGGGCGAUCCGACGGUGCGGCAGCUGUUCACUCUCAUGUUCGAACAGGUUCCGGCCGUGCCGCCGUACAACCAGGACCCGACCGGCAAGCCGGAGAUCCGCAGCUACGACGAGAUGCUGCAGGUCUUCAAUACCUUGAUGACCAUGGGUCCACACUGGAUCUAUAACACAGAUGGCCAAAAAGGCUUGGUUGGGUUUCCAUUCAACGCUGUCUUGGACUGGCCGAUGGGAACUGCAGCAGGAUAUUCGGCAUUCCUGCGUCAGGACGUCAACUUCCAGUUCCGCAACAUGCUUACCAAAUGGAGCGAGUACCUUGCCUCGCCCGACUCAGUUUCGGUGCUCAGUACCGAUCCGGAUGGCUGGUUCAGUGAGGAAGCACUGAAGGUCAUGGGCCAGGUCGCCAGCGAGGCGGAUCCCAAUCACCCGGUCACAUUCGCACAGGCUUUUGAAUGUGAUCCGUCGAAGCCGGCGUAUGGCUACCUAUCCUGGGAUGACUUUUUCACCAGAAAAUUCAAGCCAGAAAUCCGCCCGAUCGCGUACCCUAAUGUUGACAUAGUUAUCGGCAACGCGUGCGAAUCGACUCCAUACCGUAUCUCCCACAAUGUCAAGGAACUGGACCAAUUCUGGAUCAAGGACCAGCCAUAUAGUCUGCGGGACAUGCUCGGCGGAGACGAUUACACGGACCAGUUCGUGGGCGGUACAGUCUAUCAAGCCUUCCUGUCCGCCACGAGCUAUCACCGAUGGCAUGCGCCCGUCUCAGGCAAGGUGGCCAAGGUCGUGCAUAUCCCUGGAACAUACUAUGCGGAGAACUAUUGGGAGGGCUUCGCCAAUCCCAACGUCAGCAUUGGGCCCGACCCAUCCGCACCCAACAAUUCACAGGGAUAUAUCUGUGAGGUGGCCACUCGAGCCCUCAUCUUCUUCGAGACCGACGACGCGGACAUCGGCAUGGUCGGCUUCGUGGCUGUCGGAAUGGCCGAAGUCAGCAGCUGCGAGGUCACUGUCAAAGAGGGCCAGAAGGUUACAAGAGGCGACGAUAUUGGAAUGUUCCACUUCGGGGGUAGCACCCACUGUCUCAUUUUCCGUCCUGGCACAGACAUCCAGUUUACCCCAAGCGAGCCAUUCCAGGACACUAAUGUGCCUGUCUGCUCAGCUCUGGGCGUGGUUGUCAAGCCUGAUCAGAAGAAUAAUGAUCUGCAAAGCAUCCUUCAAGGGUUGUGAAGGAUUGGCGGGCCAGCCUUUUACGCCGCCGCGGGCCUGGGACAAACAAGGCAGUCAAAGGUCGCCUCUGUACCCAGGAACUGCAUGAGGAGAAAAGAUGAAAACAGGACAGAGCACGUAGUCUUCAUCCGGCGCGAUGCCACUCAUUGAACCUACCUUAGCUUAUUAUGAAGUGAUGCCACAAAAACAUGAUUGUGAAUCUCAAGCCCAGUCCAACCA
Messenger RNA from Exophiala dermatitidis NIH/UT8656, 2333 nucleotides. Its product is annotated as phosphatidylserine decarboxylase. Gene Ontology annotation, cellular component: mitochondrion. Bases 732 to 2114 code for a protein of 460 amino acids. Gene Ontology annotation, biological process: phosphatidylethanolamine biosynthetic process. Gene Ontology annotation, molecular function: phosphatidylserine decarboxylase activity. The transcript has 2 exons. The record is from RefSeq and is a predicted model, not a curated record. NCBI's taxonomy places the organism in Eukaryota, Fungi, Ascomycota, Eurotiomycetes, Chaetothyriales, Herpotrichiellaceae.